Molecule: messenger RNA, 2325 nt
Organism: Arxiozyma heterogenica
Lineage: Eukaryota; Fungi; Ascomycota; Saccharomycetes; Saccharomycetales; Saccharomycetaceae
Gene: HDA2
Product: Hda2p
Exons: 1
Coding region: 1-2325 (774 amino acids)
Cellular component (GO): HDA1 complex
Source: RefSeq, a predicted model, not a curated record
AUGACUGUUUUCACUGUUCCGAUUGGACUCACGGAAUUUCAACGAGAUUUAAUUGAAAUACUAUUAUCUAUCCAUCAUGAAACAUUAUUAAAAGAAUUGGGUAUAACAUCUUCUUCUUCUAACUCCAUUACAACGUCAUCUGAUGCCAAUGUUUUAACUAGUAAGGCGCAUGCUCAAAUUGGUACACAUUAUCCAACUUUUACUUCAAGACAAAUGCUAUAUCUAUUAGACACACAUAUUAGAGCAGUGGCUAAUCAUCCAUGUUUAUUAGUAGACCAUUAUAUGCCAAGACAAUUUUUAAGAAUGGAACCUAAACAGAGGUUGAUUGAUCCAAGUAAUAAAUUUUAUUUUCUACAAAAAUUAUUGUUUGAAUUAGUAAAUUAUCAAUCCAAAGAUUUCGGUUCGUUAUCUAUCACGCUUGUUGCACAUUCAAUGAAAGAAUUAGAUUUAAUCGAGGGUCUUCUCUUAGGUCAAAAUUUUAAUUUGAAAAGAUUAUCUGGUACAACAUUAUAUGAUGAGAAAACCGUUUAUUCACGUGGAAAUCAGGUGAAUGCCAAUUUGUCUUCUUCGUCUUCUUCUUCUAUCACUACUUCUACUUCUACUUCUACCUCUUCAUCAGUAUCACCUAUUGUAUCUUCUUCUUAUACAUCCACUUCUCCCUCGUCUUUAUAUACCAAUACAAUAUCUGAUUCAAAUCAAACAAAUUCAAACUUAAAUAGAUAUACAGGUUAUUUUAAGGAUAAUUAUUACUAUACAAAUAAGAAUAGAAAUAGUUACAACUCUUACAACAAGAAAAGGAAGUUGGAAAAUGAUAAUGGGAUGAAAAGGAACUGGAUAUUUUUAGCCACCACAAAGCAUUUAAUUCAUGAUGAAGAUUUGUUGCGUCGUUAUGAUACAAACUUGAUUAUUGCAUUUGAUCCAAUGAUUAAUGACACUAUGCCAUGUUUAAAUAUUCCAAUCAUCGGACAACAAUCACAGACUCGGGCCAAUGGGAGGUUCAGAAGAAGUAAUGGUACAGUAUAUCAGCAAAAACGACAGAAACAGAAGAUCAAGUCAUAUAAAAAGAUCCCAAUUAUAAAGUUACUAGUAAUGGAUUCACCGGAUCACUAUAUUCUUGAUCAGAAUUUAAAUAAUGAACAAGAUGUGGACGCAGAAUAUGAUAAUAUUAAAAAAUCCUUGGUUUAUUUUUUUAAAAAUAGGGAGCAUAUUGGUAUUGAACAUAGAGGUAAUAAUGUCGAUUUCAACCAAUUGAUAACACAAGCACUAGCUUCGAUUAAUGAUAGCAGUAUUCAAGGUACUCAAUUAUCUCUGUCAGAUCAUGUCAAUGCUGCUCAGAAAGAAAUUUCCUCGGAUUGGUUUCACCCACAAUUUCAAAAAAAUUAUAAUAGCGCAUUGACAUCUUUGGAUGUUUCUUUGCAUCAAUUCAAUGUGAGGAAUUAUCAAUUUGAAUUGAUGCGGAAGACUCUGACCAGAUUGAAUGAAAUUAAUAGUAUAUAUGAUUUGAAUAAUAAUAUUCUAAUAAAUAAAAGAUUAGAAGAAACAGAGAGACAAAAUUUGCUAGAUUCGCUUAAAAAAAGUAUUGGUGGCAACUUUAAAAUUUUUCAAUCAAGGGAAAAAUUAAAAAAUGAUACAGGAAAGAGUCUUGAGAGUGUGGCUACUGAGAAUGGGAAAAUUAAAAUUAUUUAUAACAAUUUAAAAGGAAAAUAUGAUGAGUUAAAUACGGUAUUUCAAGAAAUUAUAGAAGACGAAGAUCUAUUAAAUAAAAAAAUGAUGGAAUAUGAAACUAAAAACAAUAUAUUGAAAAGUCAACUGGAUGAUUUACUAGAGAUAAAUAAGAAGAAGACAGAAGAUGAGGAUGAAUUGAGAUCAAUAUAUCAAACUGAUUCCAAUACAGCAGCAAAUAAAUCGUUAGAAUUGAAGAAUUGGGAAAAAUCGAAACAAUUUUUAGAAGAGAAACAGAAAAACGCACAAUGGGCAGAAUUAAGUUAUAAUUCUCUCUUGAGUUCUAAAUAUGAUCUAGAAAGAGAGAUUCAGCAAAUGAAGAAGACAAAUCAGUUUCUUAAAAAUUAUAUUGAAACAAUUACUGAAUUGAAUUUUAAACCGACUUCUCAAAACAAUAGUGAAUUCGUGGAGGGAAAUAAGAAGAUGCAUACAAAUAUGUCAAAGAAUAAAAAAAGCAGGAUAUCAUCUUCUGUAUCUAGUAACUCAGUAAAUGUAGUGUUUGCCUCCUCUUCGUCAACAACAUCAGCAGGUAUUACUACUAAAAACUCAUCGCCAGAAUCUCGUAUCAGGCUAACUAGAUCUAAUUCUCCAAAUUAUACAUAA